Molecule: messenger RNA, 4874 nt
Organism: Pocillopora damicornis (cauliflower coral)
Lineage: Eukaryota; Metazoa; Cnidaria; Anthozoa; Scleractinia; Pocilloporidae
Product: ATP-binding cassette sub-family C member 4
Biological process (GO): transmembrane transport
Cellular component (GO): membrane
Molecular function (GO): ATP hydrolysis activity; ABC-type transporter activity; ATP binding
Source: RefSeq, a predicted model, not a curated record
AUGAAAACAGUUGGAUACCAGAAGCUGUCUGUCGAUGGCGAUUUAGAAGGAGUCAGCUGCGUGUCUUUUCUUUUAUUCCAAUGGAUGAACAAUAUUUUCAAGAAAGGUAGUAGAGGCACAAUAGAGGAAAGCGACUUUGAACCACUUUCAAGAGAACACUCCACCGAAUUCUUCACCAAUCGCCUUCAAGAAAACUGGAAAGAAGAGAAAACUAGUAGAAAAGGCAGUGAACAAAGACCACAACUUUGGAAAAGUGUCAUAAAAAUGAUCUCUUUAAAGGAUGCAGUGAUCAUUUUACUCCUUUACGUAGUAUCCUUACUUUGGCGCCUCUUUAGGCCUUUGUUUCUUGGCUACCUUGUUUCUUCAUUGAUGGAAGCCGAGCCUCAGAAAAGUCUUCUCCUGUAUGGUUGUGUACUGGCUAUGGGGAUAUGUGCCUUUAUUGGAGUGUCUGGAGUUCAUCAUCAUUCCUAUAAAUGUGACGUUUACGGUAUAGGAAUCAGCAGUGCUCUAAAAGGGUUAAUUUACCAAAAGAUUCUAAGUCUCAACAAGACUGAGAUAUUAAAAUUUACAACGGGCCGUGUGAUUGACCUCGUAUCCAACGAUGUUCAGCGACUCGAAGAUCAUACCGUCCUUUGGGGCAUUAGUGCUCUUUUGGAUUUCUUCCUACUUGUACCUAUUAUAGUAGUAUUACUUGUGUAUUUCAUCGGUUGGCAAGCUCUUAUGGGAGUCACAUGCCUGUUUUUGCUUGUACCAUAUUUCACUGGGUUGUCCUAUGUCUUUGCUGUACUACGCCUGAAGACAGCAGCGUCUUCAGACAAGCGCAUAUCAUUGUUGAACCAGGUUAUUUCUGGGAUUCGCGCCAUCAAAACACAAGCGUUGGAGGAUAAAUUCCGAGAGAAGAUUAAAAGCGUAAGGAGUGAUGAAAUAAAUAUCAUCCGUAAGAAAAGCGUCGCCCUGUCAGCUGUUGCUGCCUUGGAGUACACUGCAGUGCCGCUGGCGAUGUUGGUGUCAAUCAUAACUCUAGUGCUUACCGGUCAGGCCCUUACACCAUUUAAUGCGUUCAUGCUUCUCUCUUUUAUAAACGCAGCAAGACAGAGUGUCUGCUUUUACGUACCCUAUGGCCUCUUAGGAGUAUACGAGGCCUAUUUUUCACUCAAGAGAAUAGAGGAUUUCCUUCUUUUAGAAGAUUUACCCGGGUCGUGUCAUGAUCACUCUAUAAAGGGCACUUUAAACACAGGAGGAAGUACAUCUAAAUUUACUAGAACUGUUUCAAAUCAACGGGACAGAACUGUUAAAGCUCCCUCUGCUGUUGAUAGUGAUGAAGAACUUCUCCUAAAGCCAGCCACCUUGGAAGUGUUAAUUUUGACAUCGAAAGAAAAAACUCGUGAUAAUGGCUUCAUUUUGCAGGAUGUAGAAUUUUCUAUGGGUUCACAAACUUUAACAGUCAUCACGGGUCCAGUGGGUAGUGGCAAAUCUACUCUUCUCUCAGCUAUCGCAGGCGAGGUAUCAGUUGAAGCAGGAACAAUAACAUGGCCAUCGUCCCUUGCUUACGUACCCCAAAUACCGUGGGUCUUCUCUGGAACAAUAAGAGAAAACAUUUUAUUUGGUCAACCGUACAACCAAGACAAGUACUCAAGAAUACUGGAAGCAUGCUCUCUCACAGAGGACGUAAGGCUAUUUCCUAACGGUGACCAAACAGUUGUAGGUGAGCUAGGUGCUGUUCUGAGUGGAGGUCAGCGCGCAAGGGUAAGCUUAGCACGUGCAGUAUACAUGGAUGCAGAUCUGUACUUGUUUGAUGACCCUCUGAGUGCCGUAGACAUGAAAGUAAGCCAAUAUAUCUUUCAAAAGUGCAUAAAAGGCUUACUAAGUGACAAAAUCCGAGUGUUGACGUCUCAUCAGGAACAACACAUGAAAGAAGCUGAUAGAGUUAUUGUGUUGUCCAAAGGACGUGUGUUGGCUAACGGAACUUUUUCUGAAGUUCAGGAAAAUAGUUUACGAGAUAUAAAUCUUAAUCCGAGUUACAAAAAACCCGUCAGGGACAGAAAGUCGGAUAUGAGAUUGGAUUCAGAGAGUGAAAAUGAAUCAGAGUUUAAGGAGAGAGGAAUGAUUCUACAACAUCGAGUCAAGGACCUUGAAAUAUCAAAAGAAGACCGUACAAUCGGAAGCGUGACACUUACGACUUAUUGGGACUACUUCAGAAGUGGAUUGCACGCGUUGGCAAUCGUUGGACUUUUCUGUUUGUUUUUCAUUGCUCAAGUAAUGAUAGUGUCUCCAGACGUUUGGCUCUCAUUUUUAACAAAGAAGAGUCAAGAGGAACAGAAGGACAAAUUGAAUUUUAUUUUCUAUGGCUGUCUUGUGCUUGGAUCUCUCAUUUUCUCCUCCAUACGAGCUUACGCCUUUCUUUGGACUUCUGUAAGAUGUGCUGAACGCCUCCACGAUAAGAUGGUUGCAGCGAUCGUACAGGCUCCAGUUUUGUUUUUUGAUUCAAACCCUGUGGGACGAAUCCUCAAUCGGUUCUCUAAAGACGUGGGGUACUUGGACGAGCUGUUACCCAAAACGUUCCUCACAGCUAUUCAGUUGACCUUGCUAAUUCUUGCCUCAACCAUUAUGCCGACUUUCACGAAUUUUUGGGUUCUUCUUAUUGUUGUGCCACUGGCUAUUAUUGCUGUGUACAUCUCCAUGUACAGCUUAAAAACCUCUCGACAGCUCAAAAGGUUAGAGUCAAUAAACCGUAGCCCUGUGUUUUCACACGUUUCGGAGACUCUCAAUGGACUGGAGACUAUUAGAACAAGAAGGAGGCAACGAGACUUUGUGGAAGAUCUUUACAGAUAUCAAGAUGUUCAUACCCAGUCGUACAUCAUGGUGCUGGCGAGCGAGAGAUGGCUGGGUAUUCGCAUGACGUUUCUCAUCUCUCUUUUUAUUCUUGCCGUAGCUUUAGCUGCGAUCUUGGUGUCUCAAGAUGCUGCUUUUGCAGCACUGGGGCUUGUUUAUGUCAUCGAGUCUGCAGAACAAAUGGAUUUUUCUGUUAGAAAAAUGGCUGAAGUAGAGAAUUGCAUGACGUCUGCUGAACGGGUUAUGGCGUACACCAAACUUGACCACGAGCCUGGGUACCAAGUGAAGCAACUUCCCCCGAAACACUGGCCUCUUGAGGGGAACAUCACAUUUCAAGACGUGUCUUUGACGUAUUAUCCAGGGGGUCCUCAAGUACUGAAGAACUUUAACCUUCAUGUGGAAGGAGGAACUAAUAUUGGUGUUGUAGGACGAACGGGAGCCGGGAAGUCAUCUCUAGUGGCAGCUCUCCUACGCAUGCCAGAUCCUUAUGGUGUCAUAAUGAUCGAUGACGUUCUUAUAAAGGACGUCAACCUUCAACAGGCUCGGAGAUGUAUAUCUGUUCUUGGCCAAAGUCCUGUCCUUUUUAGUGGCUCGCUGAGAGAAAAUCUCGAUCUCGAAGAAGGGUUCCAAGAUUUAGAAAUGUGGCAAGCCUUAGAGAAUGUUCAGCUGAAGGAAGUGAUCGAAAGUUUGGAAGGAAAAUUAGAUCAUCAGCUGUUGGAAAAUGGUGCAAACUUCAGUUUAGGAGAACGACAGCUAAUUUGUUUGGCUCGUGUUCUUUUGCAUAAAAGAAAAAUUGUCAUCCUAGAUGAACCCACUGCACACGUGGAUCCAGACACAGAAAAAACAAUUUGGAGGGUAGUGCGAGAGAAACUGAAGGGCUCCACAGUAAUCACCAUAGCUCAUCGACUGAACACCAUCAAAGACUGUGACAUGAUUUUGGUCAUGAAAGAUGGCGAGAUAGAUGAGUUCAACAAGUUUGAAUCAUUAGCGAAUGCAUUAGUUGAUAAAUAGUCGAAUGAAGAAAAACAAAAAGCGACUGAAACCACGAAAGGAAUUGAAUACCAUUCUAUUGUUUUUCAAAACUGCCUCCUGCUUAAGCCCUUUAGAGAAAUUUGUUCUCUUAUGAGUUCGGUAGUGAUCAGCUGAAUAGGAAACCGCGUAAAUAGAAUGUUUUCUCAAAUUUGUUAAGUUAAGGCUGGCGUCCUAUUGUAAGGAGAGGUAUUACUUAUCUCCCUUUUAACGGAAUGUUUUCUUAUUUAUUACUUUCUAGCACAACUUGCUUGCAAUAACAGCCUUGCCUUAGAGGCUAAAUUACCUCCAUUACUAUUUGCGUGAUGACUUUCAGUCCUACUUUUGCUGAUUUUGCAAAAAUUUGUUUGUAUCUUUUGUUCGUUUCAAAAGGGAAUCGGGGAACAUUGCUGGUAAAUAGUUGCUGGUUUCUAAUUUCCCAGAAUGCUUGCACCACUUACAUUACUAUAAUAUCACUAGAAACUAAUUCUCACAAAGGUACAAAGCUAAUAAACCUGCCAUCUUUCUAAUACACUGAUACUUUCACCGAAGGUUACAAAGCUUAUGAGCGACAGUUGCUUCGUAUUUACAUUCAUUUUCUUGUUACAUUUUAGACAUCACAUUUCCCGUGUUAUAAAUUAUUUACACGCUAAUAGAUCACAAUUAACUAAUACAUGUAUUUUUUAAAAAUUGAUAGUUAUCAUAGAUUUGGUCGGCAGAGUCGGAAAGGGUUAGUUUUUUUUUCUUUUCAAGAACACCGGGGGGCACUGUAAAAUAUCAUAAAUCAGGGGAUUUGAUGAAAAUCGCUUACCGGCGGUGCCUCUUUCGCCUACUAGUGGGUUGUCGUGUUUGGGUCUCGCCUCACGGCCCCUUUUCUGGGGAAACCGCCUAUUGUACCAUCGGCAGCAGCCUAUGGAAAAAGUUUUGCAACCCCUGAAUGAUUUCAGAGAGCAUAGUUUAGACUUGCUUUCAGGUAGCCAUUGUCUAUGGUGGAUUUGGUGUUUCUUUAAAUAAAGACUCAUCCAUAAAGCUAA